AUGGCCACCACUCUGCUAGAUGGGCCAGUACAUGACCCGAUAGAUGUCGGCGAUCUUCUGCAGCAGCGCCUUCAAAAUCGCGAAUACAUCCACAAAGCCGCCGUAGACGCCUUCAACGGGAAACAGGUCCCGUUCCCGCUGGGCCAAGAGUUGAUGCGUCUCUGCGUCGUCCACGGCAUCAGAUACCACGCGGACUUCUGCUUCGGUCCGGCCGCCGUCCUCCGCGGGUCGCUGCCUUUGUUCACUCGCACCCUUAACGCGAGGACCAUCAUGAGCGACCAAAUCCCGGACCUCGAUCUAGACCACCCCGACGACUUGCCGUACUGUAUCUGGUACCCGGAUGUGCCCUCGGGAGACACCCUCAGAGAUCUUGCUCGGCGAUACCCCUUCAUGGCCUACCAUGCCGCACGCGCUUGUGCCGUCGCCGGAUACACGGACGUCUACAAAGAGAUUGCCCAGACCACGAAUCUCCUUCCCGAGGUUGCCAUCGCCGAGGAAGCGCGGGAGAGCGGCCGCCUCGACAUCUUCAAUCUCAUCAUGGAUGCGCCCGUCCGCUAUAAGGUCUUUGACGACUAUGCCCUCACAGUCAACACAUCGGCACCGAAACCCGCGUUUCUGAACGCCGACACGGCCGUCCGGCCUUACCUACAAGAGACGCAAAAGUUUUCGACCCCUUUCAAUCUACCAUCCGACGAGGGGACCGGCGCAGAACUGGCCAACGCGGAUGCGCUGUUCAUGUACGAGUCCAGCCGCGGCUUCAUCGAGCCGACGUUUAAUAUCACCGAAGACAUGGGCAUCGACCUCGACGGCGACGACGGCAUGAUCGAGACCAUCAAAAAAGUGGCUCCUUCGGCCGAUGAGGCAGCGCUGAAACUUUUCUGUCAGCCCCUCCCGGCGGAUCUCACGACGUGCCACAAGGACCUGCUCAUCCUCAUGGCCGCCUGCAACGGCGAUAUUGACAGGUACCACCGGCUUCGACGGCCCAGGCUGAUCGAAACCGAGAUCCAGUGCAUCAUCCGCGGGAUAUACCACAAUUCCCUAUUCGCGCAGUGGUGGAAGACCCAGCCGUUUCCCGACGACUAUGAGCGCGAUAUCCGCAGGGUCAUCUCGGCCCGCGGCAUCAUGAACAACGACCUCUCUUACAUCCUCUCCCCUCAGGGGGCCGACCCCCGGCUGAUCUGGUAUCCCAGCGUCGCGCACCCAGCUACGUAUGAGACCCUGGCCCGGGUCAAGCCCUCGAUGAGGCACGCGGUUGCGCGGGCCGCCAUCUACGCCAACUACCAGAGCCUGUUCGACAAGUUGAUCCAGGGAGACGGCGAUGACACAGGGCCGGCACUCAUGGUACCGAGCUACGAGCUGCUCAAUGAGGCCCGGCGCAGCCACAACGCGUAUUAUCGGGAGACGCUGGAGCGCAUAGCCGCCGAGAACCAGGCCGACGUAAGCCAGCGCCGUCCGGACCCGCUGGUGCAGGACCUGAGGUCGGCCACGCUGUGCUUCUUCGUCCGAAAAGGCGACAGGGUGCCCCGGCUGGGUGUCGGCACGAACACGGGGCCGGGCGAUCCACACACGGUGUAUAACGGUAUGGAGUGCGACGCCGCCGGCGUGGAAAUGUACCUGUCGAUCCCGGACGGGUGGAGACUGCCGCUGCCGGAGGGGUUCGACUCGCCGUUGACGAUAGACGGGGACACGCUCUUGGAGUACGACUUUAAGAUCUGGCCGCCGGGGUUCGAGGAGACGGAUGUUUCGAAGGAUGGAUGA
Molecule: messenger RNA, 1758 nt
Organism: Colletotrichum destructivum
Lineage: Eukaryota; Fungi; Ascomycota; Sordariomycetes; Glomerellales; Glomerellaceae
Exons: 2
Coding region: 1-1758 (585 amino acids)
Source: RefSeq, a predicted model, not a curated record